AUGGCCCCUCAAAAGGGCAAGGCCGCCACGCCGGCUGACCCUCCUCUCCCCGCUGCCGCCACGGCAGCACCGGCCCUGGAACCAGUCCAGGGUCGGAAACGCGCCGCAACGGCGGACCCUGGUCCUUCGUCUGCCGCUGCUCGGGCUGCCGCUGCCCCCAGCAGCGAGCCGCCCAUGAAGCGGACGAGAACCUCGGGCCGUCGUCGUCCCACGCCUGCUCCUCUUCCCGACGACCCUGUCGAGGAAGCUGCCGCGUUGUCUGUCAACGUGGUGUUCGCCAAGGAGCUGGCGGACAAACUCGCGGACUUCGAGGCCAAGUUUCAGGCCUCUCUGGCUGCUCACAAGGCGGUCAUGGAAGCUGGACAGGCCGUCCGGAACGCGGUGGAGGGGUGGAAGGGGACGUGGGUAAAAGGCAAAAAUGCCUGA
Messenger RNA from Penicillium oxalicum, 426 nucleotides. RefSeq lists its product as uncharacterized. The transcript has 3 exons. The coding region runs from base 1 to 426 and encodes 141 amino acids. Lineage: Eukaryota; Fungi; Ascomycota; Eurotiomycetes; Eurotiales; Aspergillaceae. The record is from RefSeq and is a predicted model, not a curated record.